CAGGAACUGAAAAACAUAUACAACAAAGAUGGCGGCCACCAGCGAGGCUGUGGUGAAUCCAGCACACGUGGAAAAAACGAAGAAGGCCCCUGCUCGAUACUGGGAUGAGCCGCAGGAGGGGAAGGAUGAAAACAAAGUUGGAAAAGAUGGAGAACAGACUGAAGAGACUCUGCCACAGAAACACGUCGAGAAAGCAAAGAAAAGAAAGAACGAUGAGGAUCGAGGAGAUGCAAAGAAGUUCAUCUCAGGGAAACCUGACCCUUUCCCUGGGCCUGCACACAUUUCUAAAGACAGGAUGCAGAAGUUCAAGAGAAGAGAUAAAACUAAGAAGAUUCCCCGGCAGCAUUACAAGCUGAAAGACAUGAUGGCUCGCUCUGAUGAAGUUUCAGAAAUGGCCCAGAAACAAGCUGCUCGGAUUGACCUCCUACUCCCAGAGGAUGCUGGGUUUCUAGAAGGAGAUGAAGAUGAGGACACGUGCACAAUCUCUCAGGAAGAUAUUUCAGAUGCUGUGGAUAUAACCUCUGCAUCAAAGUAUUUUGAUCUGAAACUGUCUCAGUUUGGACCAUAUCGACUGGAUUACAGCAGGACUGGACGACAUCUGCUGCUCGGUGGAAGGAGAGGCCAUAUUGCUUGUAUAGACUGGCAGACCAAACAGCUAAUGUGUGAGAUAAACGUGAUGGAGUCCAUCAAUGAUGUAAAGUGGCUCCACAGUGAGGCCAUGUAUGCGGUGGCUCAGAAGAAGUGGCUGUAUAUCUACGACUCCAAUGGCAUCGAGCUCCACUGCAUCCGCAAAUUUAACGACGUCCUUCGAAUGCAGUUCCUCCCAUACCACUUUUUGCUAGCAACAGUGAGUGCCACAAGCUUCCUGCAGUACCUGGAUGUGUCUGUUGGAAAGGAAGUGGCAGCCAUCAACACCAAGACUGGUCGGCUGGACGUGAUGUGCCAGAACCCUCAAAAUGCCAUCGUCCACCUCGGCCACUCCAACGGCACCGUCACCCUGUGGUCGCCCAAUCAGAAAGAAGCUCUCGUCAAGAUGCUCUGUCACCAGGGGGCCGUGCGCUCUGUGGCUGUAGACAAGACGGGCACAUACAUGGUGACAUCUGGUAUGGAUAAAAAGCUGAAGGUAUACGACAUUAGAGCCUUCAAGCCCCUCAAGUCCUACUUCCUUCCUGCUGGAGCGUCCUGUCUGUCCCUGAGCCAGAGGGGGCUGCUGUCGGCUGCCACUGGGGACAUUGUUCAGGUGUACAGAGACGUGUGGAGCACUCCAGUCACUAAACCCUACAUGGCUCACAGAGUUCAAAGAACAGUUUGGGGGAUGCAAUUCUGUCCAUUUGAGGAUGUCCUCGGGGUGGGGCACGGAGAGGGUUUCACCAGCAUGCUCAUACCAGGUGCUGGAGAGCCCAACUUCGACGGUCUGGAUUCAAAUCCAUAUCGCAGUGCUAAGCAGAGGCAGGAAUGGGAGGUUAAGGCCCUGCUGGAGAAGAUCCACCCAGAGCUCAUCACCCUCGACCCCACUGAGCUGGGACAGGUGGACCAAGCCACCUUCCAGCAGAAGCACCAAGACAGGGUCCAAGCUCUGGGCUUUGAUCCACUUGCCAAAGAAAAGUUUAUUCCCAGGUAUAAGAAGAAGGGUCGUAGUUCUGCCGGCAGUAUUGAAAGGCGCAAGAGACAAGUGGCUAAUGAGGACCUGAGGGAGACAGUACAGCAAUCUUCAGAGGACAAAAUGAAGAUUGAAAAAGAGAGAAAGGAGAGGGAGAAGAAGGAGGUGUUGUUAUCGAGCAAGAAAUCUGCUCUGGACAGAUUCAAAAAAUAAAAAAGGCGGAUCCUUUGUGCAGCCCAAAACCCAGUGACAUUCUGUGGGCGUGACCUUUGAACUUCACAUAAAGGACAAAUUGUAUUGUACACAUUACUCCACCGUGGGAACAGAACACGAGCUGUAGAAAUUCUGGAGGCAGUCAGCUUAAUAAAGACAAAUUCUGUUGGAUGGCACAUCAUCAGUAAUCAAUGUUGAGCACAGUGAAAGGGUAGUUCUAUUUAGUGUCUGUAGCCUGAAGCACUUCCUGUCUCCAUGGCUGGAUAAUGUGAGGUGCCAUGACUAGCAUGGGUGUCAGCAAGAAUUUGUGUCAAGUUGUAUACUUCCCCUCCUGAUUAACACAUUUUUCACAAAUGUUUGACCUUCAUUGCUUUGAAGGCUGAACUGUAUGAGCGUUUGUCAAAUGUUUUAUAUAAAUAUGUUUUAAAAAAUAAACAUGAUGCCAAGCCUCUAAAUUCA
Trematomus bernacchii (emerald rockcod) is the source of this 2272-nucleotide messenger RNA. RefSeq names its product WD repeat domain 46 (gene wdr46). The record is from RefSeq and is a predicted model, not a curated record. NCBI's taxonomy places the organism in Eukaryota, Metazoa, Chordata, Actinopteri, Perciformes, Nototheniidae. The coding region runs from base 29 to 1813 and encodes 594 amino acids. The transcript is spliced from 14 exons. Gene Ontology annotation, molecular function: protein binding. Gene Ontology annotation, cellular component: small-subunit processome; nucleolus; 90S preribosome. Gene Ontology annotation, biological process: maturation of SSU-rRNA from tricistronic rRNA transcript (SSU-rRNA, 5.8S rRNA, LSU-rRNA).